CUGCCCUGGCUGCCCAGGAACCAUGAGCCCUGCAGCUCCGGUCCCGCCCGACUCCGCCCUGGAAAGUCCUUUUGAAGAAAUGGCCCUGGUGAGGGGCGGCUGGUUGUGGAGACAGAGUUCUAUCCUCCGCCGCUGGAAGCGGAACUGGUUCGCCCUGUGGCUGGAUGGGACCCUGGGCUACUAUCACGAUGAGACCGCACAGGACGAGGAGGACCGUGUGCUCAUCCACUUCAAUGUCCGUGAUGUGAAGAUUGGCCAAGAGUGCCAUGACGUACAGCCCCCAGAGGGCCGGAGCCGAGAUGGCCUGCUGACCGUGCAUCUGCGGGAGGGCUCCCGCCUGCACCUGUGCGCAGAGACCAGGGAUGACGCCAUGGCAUGGAAGGCAGCGCUAUUGGAGGUGAACUCCACCCCGGCCCCAGCUGGAGCCACAGUCCCUCCUAGGAGCCGCCGGGUUUGCCCUAAGGUCAGGUGUGUGACCCGCUCAUGGAGUCCCUGUAAGGUUGAGAGGCGAAUCUGGGUGCGUGUCUACAGCCCGUACCAGGACUACUAUGAGGUGGUGCCACCUAAUGCACACGAAGCCACCUACGUCCGCAGCUACUACGGGCCUCCCUACGCAGGCCCCGGCGUGACGCACGUGGUAGUACGGGAGGAUCCCUGCUACAGCGCGGGUGCCCCGCUGGCCAUGGGCAUGCUCGCGGGGGCCGCCACGGGCGCCGCGCUGGGCUCGCUCAUGUGGUCGCCUUGCUGGUUCUGA
Messenger RNA from Orycteropus afer afer, 754 nucleotides. RefSeq names its product pleckstrin homology domain containing B1 (gene PLEKHB1). Gene Ontology annotation, biological process: regulation of cell differentiation. Gene Ontology annotation, cellular component: membrane. NCBI's taxonomy places the organism in Eukaryota, Metazoa, Chordata, Mammalia, Tubulidentata, Orycteropodidae. The record is from RefSeq and is a predicted model, not a curated record.